AUGUCCUCCCUACUCCGAUUGAAUGAUGUUGUGGAUCCUUGUGGAAGGAGAUCCAUCCCGAGCAUAGAUUAUCACUUCUCUUCUCAUUCUGUCUCGAACAGUUGCAAUAGUAGUGGAACGACCAAUCCUCACACAUCAUUGAAGAGUAACACUCACGACCAUCAAAGUAAUAGGAACUUGUCUUCAACAAUUGGACCAGUUCCAGCACUAUCCUCCACGGUUUUGGAUUCCAUCCGAUCCCAUUCCAACACUGUCAGGAACAACAACAACAACCAUUCAUGUAGUGCUGUUGGCAUGACGAAUGCAGUUCCUCAACAACAACAACCACUCUCAUCACUCCCUCCUCCAGAUGCAUUCAAUGUCUCUGCUCGUUCAGGUCAAACGAAGCAAGACUCUUCCCAAAUUCAAUCUUCCAAUCACAUGAGGAACCUCUACCAACAUCCAUUUAGAGAUGAAUCAUCGCCUACAACACAAGUCGUCACCGUCUGCCACCACAUACCUCAAAUAAUACAAGUGAAUGGUGGUGAGUCACAACAAUUCUCAAAGAGCUUACAAAAGGCUCCACAGAGAACAACUAUCGCCUCCAAUUCCUUAAAUCAAAACUCAAAUCAAACCUUAAUGACUUCAAUGGCUUCAACUACUUGCUCCCCCACUACAAAUACCACUACAGUUCAUGAAGUCCAUUCAAAUCCAUCCUCCUCAUCAUUGUCCUCAUUGAAUUCAACAAGAACAACUACCAUUCAGCACCCGAAUACCAGAAACAACAAGUCCAUGGUCCACUCUCGAUCUGUUGUCAUCCAAACACCUCAUCCACCUCUUACUUCCAAAAAGAAGGCCACAAACAGCAACUUUGGACCCCCAUACCCCUUACGAAGAAGAUCCUCUCAUUCACAACAAGUGUUUGUGAGAUCCAAGCACUCGAUUCAAUCGAGUCGACAUUCCGAUUCACCCACUAUUCGACAAGUACAGCAAGAGCGAAACAGCGCAUCUUUCUCAUCAUCUAUUUCCUCUUCAACCACCUCUUCUUCAUGUUCCAUUUCUCCUCCUUUCAACGUCAAUGGAACCACCACUUCUUGUUGUUGCAACAGCAGCAGUAGCAACAGCGACAGGUUGAUUCAAGGGCUAACGAAAGAUGCAUGCGCUUCUCACACUUCUUCUUCUUCUUCUUUAACGGAUGAAAGCUCCUCCCAUUCAGUGAGUUAUCUUUGUCAUGAGGAGGAUGAUCACGUGAGGAGGAAUGUUUCUUCAUCUACUAGUACGUCGACUGAUCAUCAUCACUCGGGUCAUUCCGAUUCGUCAUCCUCUCAGAGCAACAACAACAACAACACCUCUUCUUGUCCCAAUCAUGGUUCUCCCAAUCACCACCACAACACACGUCAUUACACCUUCAUAACCUUUGAAGAAUUGAUCAAAAGCACAAAACAACCUCGUAUGAAACCUUCAUCCAUCUCCAAAGCUGAAAUGCUUCGUGUCUUGAGAUUUCCUCAAACAUUGGCUUGUAAAUUCAUUGGAUGCAGUUUGUCCACUCUCAAAAGAAGAUUCUACGAGUUGAAACAUGAAUUUGGAUUAAUGAGAUGGCCUCAAUCACUCUAUGAAAUGAAACAUUUGGAUAUUUAUCCUCAGGUACAUCCCAUGAGUUUGGCGUUUAUUUUGAAUGAAGAAGAAACUUUGAAUAGCGCCUCUGAAUUUGUUCGUAUGAAUCCAACACAAUGA
Molecule: messenger RNA, 1713 nt
Organism: Naegleria fowleri
Lineage: Eukaryota; Heterolobosea; Eutetramitea; Acrasida; Naegleriidae
Exons: 1
Coding region: 1-1713 (570 amino acids)
Source: RefSeq, a predicted model, not a curated record